AGGUUGAUAAUCAUAAUAAUGAUUUAUGAAACUAUUUGCCUCUCUCUCUCUCUCUCCUCCUCCAUGAAAUGUGCUGCUUCUUUCCCUUUAAGACUCCUUAGACUACUCUCUCAAUAAUUCUUUUAAGUCCCUUUGAGAUCUCAGGGAUUCAUUCACCUCACCUCAACACCACCGGCUUUUCAGGGGUUCAUUCAUCAACACCACCGCCAUGUGGAUUUAUCAAGGCUUCACCUCUAGAGGGGGAGCCAUGGCUGCUCUUUUGCUGCUGCUUCUACCAGUGUUCUUUCCCACCCUUUUCACUACUUUCAUCUCUGCUUCACCUUCCAUUCUCUCGGAAUCGAUUAUAGCAAAACCUAGGCACUCGAGCCUUUUCAAAAGUGCUCUGCAACGUGAAACUACCCCUGAAGAAAAAGCUGAAAUAUGGACGCCCUUGGCCAACCAAGGAUGGAAACCCGUUACUGAUUCGGGCCUUUUCUCCACAGAGUUAUCUGGUAAAUCAGAGGGAUACCUUCAGGUGUUCCUUGAUGGAGGAUUGAAUCAACAGAGAAUGGGGAUAUGCGAUGCAGUUGCUGUUGCGAAAAUUCUGAACGCUACGCUUGUGAUCCCUUAUUUGGAAGUAAAUCCAGUUUGGCAAGAUUCAAGCUCCUUCAUGGAUAUCUUUGAUGUGGAUCAUUUCAUCGAUGUUUUGAAAGAUGAUAUCUCUAUAGUAAAGGAGUUGCCUGAUGAGUUUUCGUGGAGCACAAGGGAGUAUUAUUCCACCGCUAUUCGACCGACUAGAAUCAAGACAGCACCGGUUCAUGCUUCUGCAAACUGGUACUCGGAGAACGUGUCACCUGUCCUUCGCAGUUAUGGAAUCGCAGCCAUUGCACCGUUUUCUCACCGCUUGGCAUUUGACAACAUGCCCAAGGAUAUCCAGCAUCUACGCUGCAAAGUCAACUUUCGGGCAUUAGUUUUUGUCCCGCAUAUCCGAGCCCUUGGAGAUGCUCUUAUUCAUCGCCUCAGAUAUCCUGCUAGCAAAGACGAAGGGGAUGGUGAAAACUACCCGGAAGAGACUAAUGGGCCUCAGAAGUUUGUGGCUGUUCACCUCCGCUUUGAUAAGGAUAUGGCUGCCCAUUCGGCUUGUGAUUUCGGUGGGGGUAAGGCUGAGAAACUCUCGCUAGCAAAGUACAGACAGAUAUAUUGGCAGGGAAGAGUCCUGAACUCUCAAUUCACCGACGAGGAGUUGAGGAGUCAGGGGCGGUGCCCACUGACCCCCGAAGAAGUUGGAUUGUUGCUGGCAGCUUUAGGGUUUGGCAACAACACCCGCUUAUAUCUUGCUUCCCACAAGGUUUACGGUGGCGCAGCCCGGAUCGCAGCCUUGAGACGAUUGUUUCCACUGAUGGAGAACAAGAAGAGCCUCGCCUCUUCAGAGGAAAGAGGUGAAAUUAAAGGAAAGGCUUCCUUACUAGCUGCAGUUGAUUACUAUGUCGGCAUGCACAGCGAUAUUUUCAUCUCUGCAUCACCCGGAAAUAUGCACAACGCAAUGGUGGGGCAUCGAACAUACCAUAACCUGAAGACCAUAAGGCCCAACAUGCAACUCCUAGGCCAACUCUUCCUCAACAAAAAUCUAACCUGGCCAGAGUUCCAAGACGCCGUGAUCGAAGGGCACGCGAACCGACAAGGCGAGAUCCGGCUCCGCAAACCCGCUAAAUCUCUGUACACAUAUCCUGCCCCUGAUUGCAUGUGCAAUGCUUGAAUUUGGUGAUUUGUGGGGUUAUGGCCUUGCUGCACCAGAUAGUUUAUAUAUGUGAGAUUGGAAACAAUUGUUUGUGCAUUGUAUUAGUUGGAAAUAAAAAGCCACCCCCACCCCCCCAUCUUUGUUCAUCUAUAUAGGAAUAUAUAUAUCACUUGAUAAUUUAAGUUUUGGGGGUGGAAGAUGUGUACCAUGCUUAGGUUUAUAAGUUUAUUGCUGUCAUGACAUAUAUACACAACUAUUUCAUGAAUACAGAGCUUUGUAGAUUUAAAUAUUUAA
Ipomoea triloba (trilobed morning glory) is the source of this 2011-nucleotide messenger RNA. RefSeq names its product O-fucosyltransferase 39. The transcript is spliced from 10 exons. Lineage: Eukaryota; Viridiplantae; Streptophyta; Magnoliopsida; Solanales; Convolvulaceae. Bases 209 to 1735 code for a protein of 508 amino acids. The record is from RefSeq and is a predicted model, not a curated record.